AUGUCGCAGCUUCUCGAGGAGCAGGUGAUCCAGCUAGAGGGUCGUAUUGCUGAGCUCGAGAGUGCUGCCGCUCCUUUAAUUCUGCACGAUCCUUAUGAAUCCUGGCGCCAGUCGCAGGCCGCACAACGGGUGGCACAACCUGCGCAGCCUCAAAACGAACAUCUUCAUUCGUUGAUGCGACACUUCUUCAAGUACGCCUCUGAAGCAGGCUUCUUCUUGAACGUCGCUCGUUUUCUACAGUAUAUCUCUUCCUUUCGGUCCUCCAGACAUCCCUAUCACGUCUCCGCCUUACUGAACAUAAUCUAUCUUUUGGGUGCUCAAUUUUCAGGAAAUAUCCAGUCUCAAUCUCAGCAAUCCGGCUUCCUGUCGCGCGCUCUGGAGGCCAUCCCAUCCGCAAUGUCCGACACUAGUUCACCGUCUAUCAUAUAUGUUCUCCAAACGGAGAUUCUCUUAACGCACUACUUUUUCGACAACAAUCGCUCUACGGAAGGUAAUUAUCACCUGAAGGCAGCUGCAUCGAUUGCACUGGCUUGUAAGCUGCAUCAGAUCCGAACAUCACGACCUUCGACCACUGCCUCGGGCGGUCUCUGGUACCGUCUGAACCCGCCAGCCGACCGUGUCGAGGAAGGAGAAAGAAUCAAUGCAUUCUGGACUGUUUACAUUUUGGACAAGUGCUGGGGUGUGCUAUUGGGCUCUCCAUCGGUAUUUACCGACGACGAAUCAAAAGGCACACAGAUUGACGUUCCUUGGCCGCUGGACAUGGGCGGAUACGAGAGUGAACCGUCACCUGCAGGCUGGCGAUCUACCCGCACUGUACAGUUAUUCUUGCAGAACCCCGGACCCGAGACCGCCGAGCAGAGUAUACUUGCGUUGCAUGCAAAGGCUGUGUCACUGUUUGUUUCCGCCAAUGAUCUUGCUUUACGUUGGAACCCUGCCAGCUCCACAUUUCAAGCUAGCUUCAACCACCUCAGCAAUCGCAUUGAAAAAUUUAGAAAGGCCCUCCCUUCAAUAUCUCAUAUUGACGCCGCGCGCGUGGAUGUUGUCCGGAGCCUGGUGACCAUCCACAUUCUGACCUGUUGUACACUCAUCAAGCUUUAUGAACCCAUGGAGCUUCGAGUGGCCUCCUCUAGUGGAAUGUCUUGGAAUGCCGCUCAGUACGCUUUAAGUGCACUGCAAAAGCUCAACUUGAGCGUGAUUCAGUAUAUCAACCCUGUUGUGCUCCUGAUUAUUGUUUCGAAUGUGUUUGUCUGUGGCAUCAUCACUGCCAGAGCUCAGAAUGCUAUCAACACUUCCAAUUUAUCGACGUUGCUCGCGCCCCUCGGUCAAAUUUUGUUUGCGCUAGACAAGUGGCGGUCCAAAUCCCCGCUGUCCGGUCGUCAACGAUCUAUCCUCGAGCGCACAUCCGCCACCCUAUAA
Messenger RNA from Fibroporia radiculosa, 1416 nucleotides. RefSeq lists its product as uncharacterized. The record is from RefSeq and is a predicted model, not a curated record. NCBI's taxonomy places the organism in Eukaryota, Fungi, Basidiomycota, Agaricomycetes, Polyporales, Fibroporiaceae. Gene Ontology annotation, molecular function: DNA binding; zinc ion binding. Bases 1 to 1416 code for a protein of 471 amino acids. Gene Ontology annotation, biological process: DNA-templated transcription. The transcript has 6 exons. Gene Ontology annotation, cellular component: nucleus.